UGGCGAUGUGAGAGAAGUAUUUUUUAUGAAAUUCGAAAUAAAGGAUUGAAUAUAAAGUAGAAAAAAAUUUCAAUAAUUAAAAUUAAUAAUAUUGUAGCAAAAUAAGAAAAUCGUAAAUCGGAGGAAAAAAGUAAAAGUGCUUCGUCCAUAUUUCUUCCCUUGGUUGUGGAAGAAAUUUUGAACUGAUGAAAUUACGUGCGGGUUAAUUUUCUUAUAUAAAACAGUAAUUACAAAAGUUUUUCAAAGAAAAUAUUAGUCAAGUUAAAAACUUUUUGAAAUGUUUUCGAAAAAUAAUCGGUGAUAACUAAGUGGAAUACUAGUUCUUAACACAUAAAAAAAUUCAUUUCAAACUGAAGUUAUACGUAUAUAUCUACCCACCAACAGAAAAGAAAAGAAUUUUAGAAAAAAUAAGCUGGAUUAAUUUACUAGUUGUCCAUUCUGCUGCAUAUGAACUUGAACAUAUGACGGGAAAAAAAAUAUUAAUAAAAAGCAAAACAACCAAAAUUUAUGCUGCAAAGGAAAAGGUCACUUUUAGAAUAAAUUGUUUCUUCGUAAUUUACAACAAUUUGAGGCUGUAUUCAUUUCAACUACGGAAAAAAUGAGAAAAUUUUAAAAUUUCAAAAUAUUACUUAAAGAAUUAUGAAUAUAAUUAUUUGGACUGAAUAAACAAGAAUUUACAAAAACAUAAUAAUUACUUAUAUAUACAUAUAUUUGAACUGAAUUUGUCUACGCAAUAAAAAAAAAAUAAAAAUUGAUCAAUUGAUUAAAACAAAAUUCUGAAGUAAGGUGUAAAUAUUAUAAAAAAAAUUAGUAUAAAAAAUAAAAAUAUAAUUAUAGUAUAAAACGAUUACGGAGAAAUGGAAUUAAGAGUUGGUAAUAAAUAUCGCUUAGGCCGUAAAAUAGGGUCUGGUUCUUUUGGUGAUAUAUAUUUGGGCACAACAAUUAAUACGGGAGAAGAAGUUGCAAUUAAAUUAGAGUGCAUUAGAACAAAACAUCCACAAUUGCAUAUUGAAUCAAAAUUUUACAAAAUGAUGCAAGGUGGUAUUGGUAUACCACGUAUUAUUUGGUGCGGCUCUGAAGGAGAUUAUAAUGUUAUGGUAAUGGAAUUGUUAGGUCCAUCGUUAGAAGAUUUGUUUAACUUUUGUUCACGUCGUUUUUCAUUAAAAACCGUUUUGCUACUGGCUGAUCAAAUGAUAUCACGUAUAGAUUAUAUACAUUCUAAAAGUUUCAUACAUCGUGAUAUUAAGCCAGACAAUUUUUUAAUGGGUCUUGGAAAGAAAGGCAAUUUAGUAUAUAUAAUAGAUUUUGGAUUAGCAAAAAAAUUUCGAGAUACGAGCAAUUCACGACAUAUACCUUAUAGAGAAAAUAAAAACUUAACGGGUACAGCCAGAUAUGCUUCAAUUAACACUCAUUUAGGAAUUGAACAAUCACGUCGUGAUGAUUUAGAAUCGUUAGGAUAUGUUUUAAUGUACUUCAAUUUAGGUACAUUGCCAUGGCAAGGCUUAAAAGCAGCUAAUAAACGUCAGAAAUAUGAAAGAAUAUCAGAAAAAAAAUUGUCUACACCAAUUUUGGCAUUAUGUAAAGGUUUUCCCAGUGAAUUUGCAAAUUAUUUAAAUUACUGCCGACAAAUGCAUUUUGAACAACGUCCGGACUAUUGCUAUCUACGUAAAUUAUUUCGAACUUUAUUCCAUCGUUUAGGGUUUACAUAUGAUUAUGUUUUUGAUUGGAACUUACUCAAAUUCGGGGGCUCCAGAAAUUCCUCCUCACAGCAGCAACAGGAAGGCGGUGAUAAUGGCGCUGCAGCUGGAGCUGGUGUUUCAACUUUAGACGGAAGUAAGCAAAAUCAAUUAGUUAGUAGCCAUUCAGCCGCUGUUGUUGCUACUUCUGGGGGUGGAGGUGGUUUAGUUAGUAGUUCAGCUGGAGGUGGCCAAAUGGUUGAUGAUACUAUGGUAGCAACUAAUUCUUCAAGACCAUAUGACACAUCUGAAAGACGACCUUCUAUUCGAAUGAGAGCACAACCAGGUGUAAUUGGCGAUGGUAGAAACCCAAAAUAAUAUAUUGUCUAAUGGGGAUGUCUUUCUACCUUAACCAAAAAUUGAUAUUUUUUCGGUUAAAAGAAAAGUUACGAGAAAAAGACGAAGUUGGUUGCUUUAAGUGAAAUAAAUGCAUUUAGAUAAAAUAUUACAAAUAUUAACAACAAAUUAAGCAAAUUGCCGUAACAGAAAGCAUCAUUCAUAAAUUACUAAAUUUAAAAGUUUAUAUUAAAAUUAUGUUCAAUAAAUACCUAUUAAGCAUUAUUUUUAUAUGGCAAAAAUUUUUCCUUUUAUAGUUAUUGCAUACAUUACGUCAAUCUGAAGUUAUACUAUAUAAGUAGCCGUUAAUUCGAGAUAUUUAAAUCAAAUAUAAAAUGUUAUUUUCGUGUUUGGUGAAUAUAAAAUGAAAAGUUUUAUAUGCAUCAAUCAUUCUAGAAAUCGCAUCUUCAAUUAAUUGCGCUCAUAGAAAUAUAAUGCAAAAAACGAUACGAUUUGCACUUUUGUAUUUAAUAGUAAAUAUAUUAUGAAUAUCUCCUAUUACCACAAUUUUUGUUAUUUCAACGAUUUUAAAUAAUCUAUUUAAUUAUUUGUGUAAAAAAAUAUAUAUAAAAUUUGAUGAAACUAAAUUUGUAUAAUCACUAUACUAAAAUUGUUAAAGGAAAAUUCUUACUAAAACUGAAUAUCGUAGAACUAAAUUUGGUAAUAAUUAAUGAAUAUUUUAAUGCGACUGGAAAUUAAACAUUAUAUUUUUUCUAUUGGCAUAGAAUUUUUAAAGUAGUAAUUAUUCAAAGAAGUGAACAGACAAAGUGAUAUUUAAGUUUUCAAAGGGUGAAAACUCAAAUCUCAUGCAUGUAUAUUACUAUAAUAUAUUAUUAACAUUAUAAACAUUUCAAAUUUUCUUGAUACAAAUGUAAUAUCACUUAACUAUUACAAAAUGUAAAAUAAUAGCUUUGCUUUCUUUAUGUUUAUAUUAAAUGCAAAAAUAAAAAAAAAAUAUAUUAGGAGUUUUUAAAUUAAAGUGAAAUUUUUUUAAAUGUACACAAUGUUCUAUGGCCUUUUGUAUUUUAGUUUUUGGUUUAUGAAAACAUAGUUUUUAAAAAGAAUAAACGUAUAAUUAACUUAGGUAGAAUUAAAAAGAACCUGUCAAUUGAAAUAUUUUGCGUGUUAUUUUUUCGAUAACUUUACAUCUUGACUUAAAAGCUUAACUGUGCUAAGAAAUAUAAAAAAAUAUCAAACAAUAUAACACAAACUUUUUUUUAUAUAUUUAGUGAUUCUCAUAAAUGUUUCUGCAAUUUUUUAUGCAAAAGUAAAAAACAAGCUGUUUUUUAAUGAUUUUUAGAUUCAAUUUCAAUGUAAUAUAAUGUGAAAAUUAUAAACUAUUGUGUAUUGUAUAAUAAAAAAUAUAAUAUAAAUAUGAAAAUUAUAAACUAUUAUGUUUAGAGAAAAAAUUAUUGUUUUAUACAGAGUGUAGAAGAUAUUAUGAAUUGCAGGUCUGUUUUAACUGUUGCUGAAGAAUUAAAAUUUAGAAAGAUACAUAAGCAACUAACAAAUUAAUAUUGCUUUGAAAAAAACAUUGUUUUAUUUUCUUUGGUUCUAAAAUUGUUUUGCCUAAAUAUUUAUGAGAAUCAUUUAGUAUAUUUUUUGCAAUAAGCGUACGAAAAGGGCUUUUAAAAUUUAAGAUUAUCUUAAUACUUGUACACAUUGUAUUACUGUAGAAGUAAGAUUAUUGGUGAACUGAAAUUAUAAAUUUAAUUUUUCUAUUUUAAUUCGUUAAAAUAGAAAAUUCGUUAAAGUUUGCACUUGGAAAUUAAGAUAAUUUACAAAAUUAGGUGGCAACAAGAGCAUACCAAGCUUAAAUAUAAAGCUAAAUAGUUUGAACGUAAUUAAAUGUGUUUUACUUUUAACUUUUCUUCAAGUAUGUAACCGAAUAUUUUUAAUUUAAGGAGCUGUAUUUAUUUUAGCUUAAUCCUGGUGUCACUUAGUUGUUUUGUAAGCCAGACAAGUUACAACUUUAAUUUUGUCUUGCACUACUGAUAAUAAGGUUUCUAUUCAAAUUACAAUAAAUUUUUGCAGUAUAAUUUCGAUAGCAAAAUCUACUUUCCCUUUUGAAUAAAUUUUAUGUUAAAUACACAUAAUUAUUUUGGUAGAAAAUUUUCAUAGUUUAAUUUUAAGCACAAAUCAAAUUUAUCAUUAAAUACAUAUAUAAAACAUAAAUAUAUAUAUAAAUAUGUAUAUUUCAUAAAAAUACAAAUAUUUUGAAAAAUUAUCCAAUAGAUGUCAGAUAAUAAUGAUACAAAAUAAAUGAAUUUAUUCAAGUUAAAUGAACAUUUCGUUGUGCUAAAUUAAUUGUAAAUGUGUGUAAAAAUUUGUAUUACUAUGUGCAUAUGAAUAAAUUAUUAUAGGUACCUUAGAAGUAAGAACUUAUCAGGUAUUUACAUUGAAAAAGUAUUUGGUUACUUUCCGGGAGUUAUAGUUUUCAUGUACACACGUAUGAACUCGAUAGCAGGAUCGACAUUAUUUUUUCUUAUUUCAUUUUACUGUGAUUAUUAUAUUAAAAAAUUUAAGUUAAUUUCAGCAUACCAUGAAGAAUUAUAAAAAGAUUUAUUCCUUUUGGAAAUUACAUGAAAAAAUAAAGAAUGUGCUCAAAUACAUUUCAUUUCAAAAAUUUAUUUAAAAAUAAUUAUAUGUUUCAGAAAUAAAUGUAUGUAUAUGCUUCAUUAUUCAAGCAAAUAUAAAUGUAUACACACGGGAUACUGAAUAUAUGCACGUAAAAGUAUAUAUAUAUUAUACAUAUAGUUUAAUUUAAAACACAUGUAAUAAGCAUUAUAAAAGUAUUCAUAUACUUAUCAAUAUUUGUAUUAAUAAUAUAUAUAAUGUGUAUAAUAUAUAUAUAUAUUAUGUAAGUGCAUAUAGGCAGCAAAUAUUUUAUAAUUACAAGUGUUUAUAUUAAUUUCAAGAUGUACAUGCAUAUGAGUACGGUAUUAAUACACAUUCAAUAUUCAUGUCAUAAUAUUUAAUACAUAUAUUUGUAUAAAAUGUUAUAUAUUUUAAGGUAUAUAUUCAUUUAU
Condylostylus longicornis is the source of this 5101-nucleotide messenger RNA. It is a transcript of the gene dco, whose product is annotated as discs overgrown protein kinase. Gene Ontology annotation, cellular component: cytoplasm; nucleus. NCBI's taxonomy places the organism in Eukaryota, Metazoa, Arthropoda, Insecta, Diptera, Dolichopodidae. Gene Ontology annotation, biological process: endocytosis; signal transduction; peptidyl-serine phosphorylation. The transcript is spliced from 4 exons. The record is from RefSeq and is a predicted model, not a curated record. Gene Ontology annotation, molecular function: protein serine/threonine kinase activity; ATP binding. The coding region runs from base 858 to 2054 and encodes 398 amino acids.